AUGGCGGCAAUGUUUAGCAAUAUUCGUUCCGGCGGUUCUGGAUCCGGAAACAUUGUUGAGUUCAAAGCUGGAAAAUCAACCCUUGAACCCGGCAGUGCUGAAAACAUGAAAAAAGUGGUUGCCAAUCCAAAAAAGGGGCUUGUAUAUGUCAAACAAAGCAAUGAUAUGCUUGUCCAUUUCUGCUGGAAGGAUCGAGAGACCGGAGAAGUGUCGGAUGAUCUUAUUAUUUUCCCUGGCGACACCGAGUUCAAACAAGUCAAUGGUUGCCCAGAUGGCAAAGUUUACAUGCUCAAGUUCAAGUCUUCGAAAGAAAUGAGACUUUACUGGCUCCAAGACGGAAAUCCUGAUGCCGAUAAGGACCUCGUCAAGAAAGUUAACGAUGCCUUGAACAAACCUCCGUCAUCGAGACCAGUGGGUCGUGGAACUUCUUCCGAUCGCUUGCAAGCAGGAGGAGGAUUUCCAGCAAGUUUGGGAGAAGAUUUUGGAGGACCGUUGGGAGGAUUGGAUCAAAGUCAACUCAUUUCUUUGAUUCAAUCUCUUCAAGGAAACAAUUCGAAUGAAUCGCUUCAAGCCUCUGGUACAUUGAAUGCCGGUUCUGAAACCGACGUGGACGCUUCUAUGGGAACUGUAACCAAUCAGCUUCCAAUCAAUGCUCCUCCGGUGUUCACGAAUGCUCUUGGACCAUCAACACAAGGAAACUCGAUAACCCCGAAUGAUUUGACAAAUAUGCUUAAAAAUUUGAAAUCCACCACACAAGGGCCAACCAGAGUCAACGUAUCACUUUCUGAGCAGCUUUCAACUCAGCCUGUCGUCGACACAGCUCAAGCGAACCGCGAGAGGCUCACUCCACAUUUACCAGAAACGGAAAAUGCACCGGAGAAAGAGCUGACUGAAACCAUUCGUGCUGUUCCGUUCAAGCAAGCCGUUGACACACUCGGGCAUGCUCUUCAAACCGGACAACUUGGACCAGUUCUUUCACAAUUUGGCCUUAAUGAGCAAACAAUAAAUUCCGCAGCUCAAGGCGAUCUUCGAGGUUUUGCCAAAAACUUGACUAUUGCUGAAGGCGGACCACUUCCACUAGGAGAAGAUACUGACGAUAGCACUAAAGAGCCAGAAGCUAAACGAAACCGCCCUGAUAUGGAAGACAUGGACAUGGAUUAA
This is a messenger RNA of Caenorhabditis bovis, 1161 nucleotides long. Lineage: Eukaryota; Metazoa; Nematoda; Chromadorea; Rhabditida; Rhabditidae. The record is from the annotation of a GenBank genome assembly.